Zonotrichia leucophrys gambelii is the source of this 2006-nucleotide messenger RNA. It is a transcript of the gene ANKRD1, whose product is annotated as ankyrin repeat domain 1. The transcript is spliced from 8 exons. The coding region runs from base 28 to 1029 and encodes 333 amino acids. Gene Ontology annotation, molecular function: protein binding. Lineage: Eukaryota; Metazoa; Chordata; Aves; Passeriformes; Passerellidae. The record is from RefSeq and is a predicted model, not a curated record.
UGAGGUACAAGCAGCCCUAAGCAAUCCAUGUUUCCAGGUGGUGGCUGCUGCAGUCAAGAAUUCAUGGAUUAUAUUUUAUCAUGUUUGCAUUUACAGGUGACUGGGAAGAAGGUGGAUGAUAAAGAGACUGGCAGCUUCCUCCCUGAGGACUUCAAGAAUGGAGAGUAUGAAGCUGCUGUAAGGUUAGAGAAGCAGGAGGACCUAAAGACAGUCCCUGAGCACUCCUUGGCCCGAGGUGAUCUGGAUUAUGAGAAGGAGAAUAAACUAGAAGCAGAGCUGAAGAAGAAGAAAUUACAGGCCAGGUCAAAACUUGAAAAUUUGGAGGAUCUUGAAAAAAUUAUUGAGCUGAAGAAGAAGAAAAGAUGCAAGAAAGUGAAAGUGCCUGUUUUAAAGAAGCCUGAACCAGAAGUUAUUACAGGACCUGUGGAUAUUCCCACAUUCUUCAAAGCUGCACUGGAGAAUAAGUUGCCAGUAAUUGAAAAAUACCUGUCAGACAAAGGAGAUCCAAAUGUCUGUGAUAAGUUCAAACGCACUGCGCUGCACAGGGCGUGCUCUGAAGGACAUCUAGAGGUGGUGAAGAAGCUGGUGGAAGCUGGAGCCCAGCUUGAACAGAAAGACAUGCUUCAUUCUACAGCUCUGCACUGGGCAUGCCGGGGUGGAAACCUGGACGUUCUGAAAUUCUUACUGGACAAAGGGAUAAACAUAAAUGCAAGAGACAAGCUGCUCAGCACGCCCCUGCACGUGGCUGUUCGGACAGGUCGCUACGACUGCGGGGAGCACCUCAUCGCCUGCGAGGCCGAUCUCAACGCCAGGGAUCGGGAAGGGGACACGCCAAUGCACGACGCCGUGAGGCUGAACCGCUACAAAAUCAUCCGGCUUCUGAUCCUGCACGGAGCAGAUCUGACUCUAAAGAACUGCGAAGGGAAAACUCCUAUGGAUCUUGUCCUUCAGUGGCAGAAUGGCACCAAAGAGAUAUUCAACAGCCUGAAAGACAAUUCCAAAAAGAAUGCCCGUCUAGGUAAAUUCUGAGGAGAGAAACCAGACCACACCCUUUUGCUGCUUUGAAAUGCUGCCCACAAACCUGGAUGAAAAUGUCCUUGAACAUCUAUUGAAAAUAUUUCUGGCACUGGAUUAUUUGAGGUGCCUUCACUGAAACUGCAAAAAAACCUGCAAAGAAAUUAUUUUAAAAGACAGGUUGAGUGUUAAAAUUCCACUAGUUCUAAAAUGGCUUUAUUUAUUUCUAUUUAUUAUUUAUUUAUUUAAAAGUAAUUUUUAAUGAUGUUAUUUAAGCUUUUUUUUAUAGGUGCAGUUGGUCUAAAUGCAAUUGUUGCCAGCAACAUAAAUCCUUUGGUCUUAAAUAGCAGAAUUUUCAACUGUAGUAGCAAGUUUUCUCAAGCCUUCCAAUAGCUCUAAAUAGCAAAUACUUGCAGCUGUUGCCUUGUCUCACUGCUAAAAUAACCUGUGAAUGGAGUGGUGGUAUGUGGAAGAGCACUGGAAGGAGGUGUACUGAGGUGCCAAGAGGAUUUAAUGAAGCAGCUGAGUAAUGGUGUUUACACAGGGUUUGGCAAUCAUGGUUGAUAACGAGCUUGAGGACAGAGCUCCAACCACCAUGUACCCGUUUGGACUGAAGGAUUCAGAUUUAAUGUUGUGAAGGUCAGAGGAGACUGUAUCAGGGAAGUGAAUUUUUUAAAAGCUAGACUACUACAAAGUAUGAUGAUAGGAGAAUGCAAAAUCAGAUUAUGUAUAUUUGUAAAUUUGUACUGCUUUUUCUGUACAUUUUGAACUGAUCCAUUUCAGAAUAAAUUAACUGAGUGGUUCUUUUUAUUUGCUGGAGUGGUGAGCAUGCAUGGGGUAAUUUUGUCUCUCUUUAAAGGAAGUUCACAUCAUGUCUGCUGCAAAAUUCCUAAAAAACUUAAGUCUCAGCUGCCAAGAGCAGCCAUCCCUUACACUCCCUCCUUGCCACUCUUAGAUAAACCCCAUCUCACUUAUUUUGUAAAGUGGAGGCA